Molecule: messenger RNA, 1690 nt
Organism: Trematosphaeria pertusa
Lineage: Eukaryota; Fungi; Ascomycota; Dothideomycetes; Pleosporales; Trematosphaeriaceae
Product: benzoate 4-monooxygenase cytochrome P450
Exons: 3
Coding region: 143-1516 (457 amino acids)
Molecular function (GO): iron ion binding; monooxygenase activity; heme binding
Source: RefSeq, a predicted model, not a curated record
CCGCAUCAUAUUAGCCUUUUUCAGGCCAACAGACGCCGCGGCAGCUCCAUACUCCUUCUUUCUUCUUAUUUGCCAUUGCAUUGCUAAAUCCCACUGAUGAAUGCAAACUAGCAUCUAAUAUCCGGUCCGACUAAGCGUUGUAAUGAUGUCGAACGAUGGCCUCGCCAUCAGCCACCCGAUGGCCGUGGCCGUGUUGCUGCUGCUAGCUUAUCCCCUAUUUAAUGUUAUCUAUAACCUCUUUCUCCACCCGCUCGCGCACAUUCCCGGCCCCAAGAGCUGGUCAGCCUCUCGCCUACCAUUCGUAUGGGCUUUGCUCAGGGGUACGAUCGUGCAUGACGUCGAAAGGCUGCAUCGGAAAUAUGGACCCGUCUUGCGAAUCGCCCCGGACGAGGUUACCUUUGCGAAGGCCGAAGCGUGGACCGACAUCUUUCAGGGUCGGCCAGGCCACCAGCAGUUCCUUAAAGAUCCUACGUGGUGGUCAGCACAGCCUGGUAUGCCAGAUUCCAUCAUCAAUGCCAUCAAGCCCGAGCCGCAUGCCCGCCUACGCAGGCUUCUCGCACCGGCAUUCACGCCCCGCGCACUGCGGGCUCAAGAAAACAUCCUGCAAAGGUACACCAACUUGCUGAUCGAGCGGCUGCGUGAGCGCGCCAGCGAGGCUGGAAAUGGGAAAGGCGCUGAGCUAGACAUUGCGCCAUGGUUCCACUACACGACAUUCGACAUCUUCGGAGACUUGGGCUUUGGAGAGUCGUUCGACUGCCUCCAGCACUCACGAUAUCAUCCCUGGAUCGCAUUACUUUUCAACAGUGUCAAGGCGGCUUCUUUCGUUGCCGCGGCGCGGUUUUAUCCAUUGGUGGAGUGGUUACUCAUGAAGUGUAUACCUCCUUCUCUCGAGAAGAUGCGGAACGACCACUACCAGCAGAUCGUAGAUAAAGUGCAGCGUCGGCUGAAUUGGGAGCUCGAGCGUCCGGAUAUCAUUUCGUAUGUCAUCAAAGAGACGGGCGAGCAAGCGGUCCCAUUCGGGGAAAUAAACUCGACAUUCAUGGUGCUGACGACUGCCGGGAGCGAAACGACGGCGACCGUUUUGGUUGGUACGUUGAACUAUCUCGUGAACUGCACAGAUAAGCUCUCCCUCCUUGCGAAAGAAGUGCGGACGACCUUCGAAAGUACGGAUAAGAUGACGCGCGAGGCGCUAAAAAGCCUGCCGUACCUCAACGCCGUUCUGAAUGAGGGUCUGCGGCUCUGCCCCCCGAUCCCCUGGAUACUCCCUAGGCGAGUCCCCGUGGGCGGUGACACUGUUUGUGGUAUGUGGCUACCUGCCGGCACACCCGUCUCCAUUCAAGCCUAUACUCUCAAUCGCGACGCAACCUACUUCCACUCUGCCUCAGAAUUUCUGCCAGAGCGCUGGCUCCCGGAAGCGAGCAACGACCCCAAGUCGCCUUUCUAUGACGACCAGCGCCAGGCUAUGCAGCCAUUCAGUGUCGGUCCGCGCGCCUGCAUGGGGCAACACCUCGCCUAGGCGGAGAUGAGGCUCGUGUUAGCGAAGUUGGUGUGGACGUUUGACGUCGAGGUGAUUGAGGGGAAGAAGGUGAAGUGGGAGGAGCUGAGGACGUUUCUGCUUGUGGAGAAGCGCCCUGUUGAGGUGAGGUUGAGGUUGAGGUCGAUGUAGAGACGCGGUGACUUUGAUAAGCCG